GAGAUAUACAUGGGCAGUAUUCUGAUCUCCUGCGACUGUUCGAAUAUGGUGGAUUACCUCCAAAAUCCAAUUACUUGUUCCUGGGUGAUUAUGUUGAUCGCGGGAAGCAGAGUCUGGAAACAAUAUGUCUUCUCCUUGCAUAUAAAAUUAAAUACCCCGGGAACUUCUUUCUUUUAAGGGGCAACCACGAAUGUGCUUCUGUAAAUCGUAUAUAUGGAUUCUAUGAUGAGUGUAAAAGAAGGUUUAAUGUCAGACUCUGGAAAGUCUUUACAGAUUGCUUCAACUGCCUUCCCGUGGCAGCACUCAUUGAUGAAAGGAUUCUAUGCAUGCACGGGGGACUUUCACCUGAGUUACAUAAUCUAGACCAAAUUCGCAAUCUUCGUCGUCCAACUGAUGUUCCCGAUAGCGGUUUGUUGUGUGAUCUUUUAUGGUCCGAUCCUUGUAAUGACAUCCAAGGUUGGGGAAUGAAUGAUAGAGGCGUCUCCUUUACCUUUGGAGCUGAUACAGUCACUGAGGCUCUUCAAAAGUUGGAUCUUGAUCUUAUUUGUCGUGCGCACCAGGUUGUUGAGGAUGGCUACGAGUUCUUUGCUAAUAGGCAGCUUGUUACUAUAUUUUCAGCACCUAAUUAUUGUGGAGAGUUUGACAAUGCUGGAGCUAUGAUGAGUGUGGAUGAUACUUUAAUGUGUUCUUUCCAAAUAUUAAAGCCUGCUGAGAAGAGGCUGAAAUUUGGCUUUGGUAGCGCAACUAGUACCAAAACUGGAGGUCCAGCUAAGGUUAAGUCUUUUCUUGGGGGAAGAAUUUGACGAGGCGAACCAUCUUUGACGUAGUCAGAUGCAGAAGGUUUUCAUUACAUGGAAUGCAGGAUGGUAUGUGUUUUACCGGCAGGGCAGGUUUGGUGCGUUUGAUGUAUCAAAUUUAGCCAAAGUAAAAGCCGCAAAGAGAUAUUGGUUCGGGAGGGCAAUGUCGUCGUUCUUCAGUCUUUAUAUUUGCUAAUAUAUUGUACAAGUUACUGGUAAAAGGCUUAUGAUAAAUGUAUGGUGUAUGAAUUGGUAUGAAAGAUGUACAAUACCAAUUACCAACAGGAUUUGCUAACCAGGAAGUCUUAGUUAUCAAUGUUAUCAAGUCUCUAAUUUAAUUUGCUGUCAUUUUGAAACUUGAUAACAUGAAUCAUGAAUGUAUUGAGUAUUGAGUUCUAGCUUAUUUUUUUGUUAUUGUUCGUGCCUGGCACCAAAAAAUGGCAUCUCAGACUGAGUAUGAGCACCCAAAAAGGGCAUCUGGGACUAAGUUAUUGGUUAUGUUAGGUCUUAGGUGUGUUUCCAACUGUCUGAUUUUUCAUGUUAUUCAAGCCAACCUGGGGCUAAAUUAAUUUUUGCUUUUCUCUAGUUUAUGGGCAACCAUUAUGUUAAUUUAUUUUGAUGCCCUUCUACAAAUAAUUAAGAUUUUUGGGUCCCAAUAUUAGGUGUAUAAAUAAUCUUUGUUCCAGCCUGCCAAUUAUUUUUCAGAUUCAGAUCUGACCCGAAUUUGGUGGGUCUUAAAAAAUAAGACUUAGACCCUUAAAAAGGAGCGGGUUUGGGGCGGGUUUAAUAGGGUCUUGGACCCAUAACCAUCCCUAUUAG
Amaranthus tricolor (Joseph's coat) is the source of this 1616-nucleotide messenger RNA. Its product is annotated as serine/threonine-protein phosphatase PP1-like. The record is from RefSeq and is a predicted model, not a curated record. Gene Ontology annotation, cellular component: cytoplasm; nucleus. NCBI's taxonomy places the organism in Eukaryota, Viridiplantae, Streptophyta, Magnoliopsida, Caryophyllales, Amaranthaceae. Gene Ontology annotation, molecular function: protein serine/threonine phosphatase activity.